CGGGGCGCGGCGAGCACCAUUCCAAUGCCUUUGCUGUAAAUGGGUGGAAAGCGGAUACGGAGGCUGUGUGGCCCAUCCCUUACCGGAGGCCUCGGGAAGGGGCAGCUAUAGUAUAACAGCUGGACGUUUGAAGACGCAGCGCAUGCAUCGGUCGGCGUUUAACAACAAAAAACUAUUAUUUGAGCAAAUGGAUAAUGGAGACUGGGGAUACAUGAUGACCGAUCCAGUCACGCUGAACGUCGGAGGCCAUGUGUAUACAACAUCUCUGUCCACGCUGACCCGUUACCCAGACUCCAUGCUAGGAGCCAUGUUUCGGGGUGAUUUCCCCACGGCCAGAGACUCUCAGGGCAAUUACUUCAUCGACAGAGAUGGCUCGCUUUUCCGCCACGUACUGAAUUUCUUACGGACGUCGGAACUGACGCUGCCCGUGGACUUCAAGGAGUGCGACCUGCUUCGGAAAGAAGCCGACUUCUAUCAGAUCGAACCUUUAAUCCAAUGUCUUAACGACCCCAAACCCCUGUACCCUACGGACAUCUUCGAAGAAGUGGUGGAACUGUCGAGCACCAGGAAGCUCUCGAAAUAUUCCAACCCCGUAGCUGUGAUUAUAACCCAGCUCACCAUCACCACCAAGGUGCACGCCCUGCUGGAAGGAAUCGCCAACCACUUCACCAAGUGGAACAAACACAUGAUGGACACCAGGGAUUGUCAGGUGUCCUUCACGUUCGGCCCUUGCGAUUACCACCAAGAGGUCUCUCUCAGAGUCCACCUGAUGGAGUACAUCGCAAAGCAAGGCUUCGCCAUCCGCAACACCCGGGUGCACCACAUGAGCGAGCGAGCCAACGAAAACACCGUGGAACACAACUGGACAUUCUGCCGACUGGCGCGAAAGACCGACGACUGACUUUCCGCCCGGCGGGAGUCCCGUUAACCUCUUCCAUGUACGCAAGGCACGAGAGGCGGUGUUAUCUCGCCACAUCGUGUAUCGUAAACCCCUCUGCCCUUAUUUAUUAACAGCCAUUAGGGCCGGAUAGCGCGGGAACCUCGCGUCUCAGAGGUCUUUGGCUUGUCCGGCUUGCAUGCUUCUGCCCGCGCACAAACUUUACCCUCCGAUCGCGACGUCUCCCCCGCUUUAAUGUAUUUUCUGAAACGCCUAACGCACAGAUCCGCUCCGAGUCCUCUAUAAAUCC
Messenger RNA from Spea bombifrons (plains spadefoot toad), 1187 nucleotides. RefSeq names its product potassium channel tetramerization domain containing 6 (gene KCTD6). The transcript is spliced from 3 exons. The coding region runs from base 143 to 901 and encodes 252 amino acids. Gene Ontology annotation, biological process: protein homooligomerization. The record is from RefSeq and is a predicted model, not a curated record. Lineage: Eukaryota; Metazoa; Chordata; Amphibia; Anura; Pelobatidae. Gene Ontology annotation, molecular function: protein binding.